CUUUUAAAAACAAUAAAUCUCUCCCAUCUCACCAAGUGUCAACCAUCUCCACCACCUCGCCGCCUUCCACCCACCACUCGCAUCCCCAUCUCCGCCGUUGCCAAUAUCUCGCCACGUUCAAACACACCCCACCCCACCCUUCAUAUCAAUACCCUCUUCUCAUUAACACCAUCCCUAUUCGAUCACAUAACCCCAAUCACUCCUCACCUUCCAUUCCUCUACAAAUCCCAUUCAAAAAUCUUCACAACAACAACAACAAAUUAUCACCAACAACAGAUAUUCCAUAUUCAUAUUCAUAUUCAUAUUCAUAUUCAUAUUCAUAUUCAUAUUCAUAUUCAUAUUCAUAUUCAUAUUCAUAUUCAUAUCAUGUGUGGGGAUUGACGUAUAAAUUAUUCAUUCCUUUACAAAAAUCUUCACAACAAAUUAUCACCAUUCACCAACACAUUCAAUAUUCAUUUUGUGUGGAGAUUGCCAUACACGUUAUCGUUACACAUUCUCUCAAAUUCAGAAAACUAAAUGACGAUGAGAUUACCUCAAAUUGGAGCCAUAUCCGCAUCUUCAAUCCCAUCCUAUUCAUCCGAUUCUUCUUCAUCCGACUCAAACAACGUGAACAAAUCGUUCUGGCGGUGCGCAGAAGCGAAUCCUAGGUUUCAAGUACCGAAAAAAGCUAUACAACCAGACUUAUUACUGUCAUCGCAAUCAAUUCGAUGUGAAUAUAAUCCAGAUCUAUCAAUUGCUCGUCAAACGUUGACAGAACCUCCGGUUCCAACGGAGCGGAAGUAUAAGACAGGCUGUGGUGGCGGGACGACGACAGGCAAAGGUGUACCGGUGUACGUGAUGCUGCCGUUGGACAGUGUAACGAUGGCGAACGGUGUGAACCGGAGGAAGGCGAUGAACGCGUGUUUUCAGGCGUUGAAGAGCGCGGGAGUGGAGGGGGUGAUGAUGGACGUGUGGUGGGGGUUGGUGGAGAGAGAGGUGGCCGGAGAGUAUAAUUGGGGUGGUUAUUCAGAGCUGUUGGAGAUGGCGAAGAGGUAUGGGUUGAAGGUACAGGCGGUUAUGUCGUUUCAUCAGUGUGGUGGUAAUGUGGGUGACUCUUGCACGAUACCACUUCCAAAAUGGGUGGUGGAAGAGAUCAACAAGGAUCAGGAUUUAGCAUACACAGAUCAAUGGGGAAGAAGGAACUAUGAAUAUCUUUCUCUUGGAUGUGAUACAAUCCCAUGCCUCAAAGGCAGGACUCCGAUCCAGUGCUACGCGGACUACAUGCGUGCUUUCAGGCACAGGUUUUCGCAUCUUCUUGGGGACACCAUUGUUGAAAUUCAAGUUGGAAUGGGUCCUGCAGGAGAACUUAGAUAUCCAUCUUAUCCGGAGAAAGAUGGAAUAUGGAAAUUCCCGGGGAUAGGAGCCUUCCAGUGCUACGACCAGUACAUGCUUUGUAGCUUGAAAGCGGCAGCGGAGAACUAUGGUAAACCAGAAUGGGGAACCACCGGCCCUACUGACGCCGGUGAAUACAACAACUCACCGGAAGAAACCAACUUCUUCAAAAGGGAAUGUGGUGGCUGGAACGGGGAAUACGGCAAGUUCUUCCUCUCCUGGUACUCCCAAAUGCUGUUAGAUCACGGCGAACGGAUUCUAACAUCUGCCACAUCCAUUUUCAACAACCGAGGGGUCAAGAUCUCCGUCAAAGUCGCAGGAAUCCACUGGCACUACGGAACACGCUCCCACGCCUCAGAGCUCACCGCGGGCUACUACAACACCCGCUUCCGAAACGGAUACCUCCCAAUAGCCAAAAUGCUAAGCCGCUUCAACGCUGUUCUUAACUUCACCUGUGUCGAGAUGCGUAACCAUGAGCAGCCUCAGGGUGCACAUUGCUCGCCCGAGAAUCUCGUGCAGCAAGUGGCGUUGGCGACACGAGAAGCACAUGUGUCGAUCGCUGGAGAGAAUGCGUUGCCGCGAUAUGAUGAUUAUGCACUUGAGCAGAUCCUGAGGGCAGCGGAGAAGGCAGAGAUGUGUGCGUUUACGUAUCUGCGAUUGAAACGAGAAUUGUUUGAGGUAGAAAACUGGAGGAAGUUUGUGGCGUUUGUGAAGAAGAUGAAAGAAGGGAAAGAUGUAGAGAGAUGUUGGGAACAAGUGGAGAAAGAGGCUGAACAUUUUGUGCAGGUGACACAGCCAUUGGUGCAAGAAGCUGCUGUUGCUCUUAUUGAAUACUAGUGGGAUUAUUUAGAACAGAAUGUGUAAAGUUGUAAUGGCAGUCAUAUAGAUGUAAAUAAAAACAUAUUUGUUCAUUAA
Messenger RNA from Helianthus annuus (common sunflower), 2286 nucleotides. RefSeq names its product beta-amylase 1, chloroplastic. The record is from RefSeq and is a predicted model, not a curated record. Bases 517 to 2208 code for a protein of 563 amino acids. Gene Ontology annotation, molecular function: beta-amylase activity. The transcript is spliced from 4 exons. Gene Ontology annotation, biological process: polysaccharide catabolic process. NCBI's taxonomy places the organism in Eukaryota, Viridiplantae, Streptophyta, Magnoliopsida, Asterales, Asteraceae.